Molecule: messenger RNA, 2970 nt
Organism: Austrofundulus limnaeus
Lineage: Eukaryota; Metazoa; Chordata; Actinopteri; Cyprinodontiformes; Rivulidae
Gene: lman2la
Product: lectin, mannose-binding 2-like a
Exons: 9
Coding region: 35-1123 (362 amino acids)
Biological process (GO): endoplasmic reticulum to Golgi vesicle-mediated transport
Cellular component (GO): endoplasmic reticulum-Golgi intermediate compartment; endoplasmic reticulum membrane; Golgi membrane
Molecular function (GO): D-mannose binding
Source: RefSeq, a predicted model, not a curated record
UUUGUAAUGGGUUGAAGAUGAAUUUUGACCCUCGAUGGUUGCCGUCGAUACCAGCAAGUGCUGCGACUCCAAAGGACCAUUUGUCAGAAGAUACAUAAUGCCUAAAAAAAUGUUUUUCACGUUAGUUUUUCUUUUUGUAACUUUGAACGAAUGUUUUGGCGACGAUGACCACGAAAUGGAAGAAUUUUUGAAGCGGGAAUAUUCCCUCUCCAAGCCUUACCAAGGUGUGGGAUCUUUAGGCUCCUCCCACUGGGAACUGAUGGGGGAUGCCAUGGUAACCACAGACCAGGUGCGACUCACACCUGACAUGCAGAGCAGACAGGGGGCAGUAUGGAGCCGCAUUCCGUGUCAUCUGAAAGACUGGGAGAUGCAGGUGCACUUUAAAAUUCACGGACAAGGCAAGAAGAACCUGAACGGCGAUGGGCUGGCCGUUUGGUACACUAAAGAGCGCAUGCAGAAAGGUCCUGUGUUUGGAAAUAUGGACAACUUCACAGGCCUGGGGAUCUUUGUGGACACGUAUCCCAACGAGGAAAAACACAUCGAGGCGCAAAAGAAGAGAUACACACCUCGCACGCAGAGGAUCUUCCCCUUUGUUCUCGCCAUGGUGGGCAACGGCAGCAUCAGCUACGACCACGAGCGCGACGGCCGCCCCACGGAGCUGGGCGGCUGCAACGCCAUGGUGCGCAACCUCAAGCACGACACUUUCCUCUUCAUCCGAUACGUCCGCCGCAGGCUCACGGUGAUGAUAGACAUCGAUGGUCAGCACGAGUGGAGGGACUGCCUGGACAUACCCGGGGUGAGGCUCCCACUAGGCUAUUAUUUUGGAGCUUCAGCGAUCACUGGAGAUCUGUCAGAUAACCAUGAUAUAAUUUCCCUGAAACUUUACCAACUGACGGUGCUGCGGAGUAAAAAGGAGGAGGAAGAGGAGGAGCAGGAAGAAAUAACCAUCCCCAGUGUGGAUAACAUGGACCUGCUCAGAUUGGGUCAGAGUGACGAAGGGAUGAGUGGACUGUCCAUUUUCUUCACCGUGCUCUUCUCUAUGCUGGGUUGUGUCUUCCUCAUCAUCAUCGGCAUGGUGGUCUACAGCCAGUGGAACGAGAGCCGACGCAAACGCUUCUACUGAGGAGCUCGACCAUGAAUGUGAUUUACUACUGAGGUCCAAAGACCCGACUGCGAUAAGAGUGAGACUUUAUCGGCCGGUGGAGCAGUGGAAGUUUUUAUACUGAGGAAAACCUUAAUUUGACUGCAAUUAUGGAGUUAGAGUUCAUGUUUUUCCUGCUGAAAAAAAGCCAUUAUCCAGCUGUGCCGUUGGUGAAUCAGCUGGGAGACUUUACACCUAACUCCUGCCUGACUCAUAUCUACUCAGCCUUACACCUCCACCUCGGUAUCAAUCAUGCAGUGUCCUUUCUGAUUCUUUUGAGCAGCUAUAUUUAUUCUUUACUUCAUCUUUGCUACUUUGGAUUAAUCAAAAAAAAUGCACUAAUAUUAAAGUUAUCGCCUUAGGUUCAAUGAUUUUGAUUGGUCUGAUAUUUUCAGAAAUUUAUUGUUGCACUGAACUUCCACCUGACCAGAUACAUUUCUUUUGUGAAGCAGUUUCAAACUUUAAGAAAACUGCGAUAAAAUGAUAUUAACCAAAAAUAGAACACUUGACAAGCAAACAUGACCUAAUUUGCUUUUGUUGUGGCUAACAGACAUUUUGCUGAGUAUGAAUCUAGAGGUAUAAGGUAGGAUAAACCUGUUUUCUUCAAAAAUGUGGUUUUAGAUAUACAGUAUGGUUAUGGCUAAAAGUUUUGGCAAUGACACAACAGUGCUGUGGCUUCAAUGUUGCUGUGUUUAAGAACAAUCAUUAGAAAAAUACAUAACCUCACUUCACACUUGCAUGCUGGAUAUCAAAUUCUGGUCCAAAUCCUGACCCAUGGUGACCCAUUCUUAACCUGUUACUGUUUGUGGAGUGGAUCGGUUUGUUUGCUUCUGAUUAGCUUCUUGCUUUUGAAGAACUAGUCACAGAUUCGGAGGCACUUUUCUUGCCAUGAGUCCUAAAAUGUCAAAGUCAUGAUCGUCAGGCCACUUUAUCACAGUGUUGCUGAGUAACCCACAGAUCUUCACCUGAGUGUUGGAAGAUGUUUUGAUACCACUAAGCAGCCCCACACAUGGAUCGUAUCAGGACGCCUCAGUGUUGGCACAACACAGCGACUCACAGUAGCACUCACUCACUCACUUUCCUCUCUGGACAGAUGAUUUUCCAAAUGUCCAAAACAAUCAGAAGAGUCGUCAGAGAUGAAUUUGCAUCAGUCUCCUGCAGUCUAGCCUUUAUAAUUGCAAAAUAAUUUUAGUUUGAUGUUGUCUUGGACAGAUGAGACUUCUUUGAUGUCCUUUUCAUCACAAGGUUGUUGUCUAAAUUUAGUCUUUGCCUCACUCUGCUGCCAGUGUUGAGCUCUGUUCUGGUGGCAACAUAAUUCUCCAGUGAUUUUUUUUUUUUUCAGGAGAAAAUGGUCCUGAAGCUUGCUGGACCCUCUCACUUUGAGAAAUGCUCUUUCAGGUGUAAUAUUUCCUAUCAUGUGAAGUCAUUUUGUGCCACUGCCAAAACUUUUGGCCUAUAUCGUUGAUGUAACGAUAACACUACCGUUCCUUGAAGAAAUGCAUAGGAUGUGACGCCCCCCUCCCCAAACUCUGAUUACUAAACUAACUUUUGUUUAGUUUUUUGUUGUUGCAUGUAAAAACAGAUCCCCUGGCUCUUUGUUGAAUGUCAUAUGUCCUUGCUGUAAUCCUAACACACACAGGUAUGUCUCUGACCCAUCGUCACAAAGUUCAUGUCGACAUACAGUACAUCUCAUAUUUUCGUGGUUCUGUUGUGCAGUUUAUAAGCACCUCCUAUAACCCACUAUGACAUCUCAUUUUUAUUAGAUUUUGUAUGAAAUCUGUGUCUCAUGUAUUUAUGCAGUGAAUAAGAAUUACAAGUUUUGAAUUUUA